Molecule: messenger RNA, 667 nt
Organism: Colletotrichum godetiae
Lineage: Eukaryota; Fungi; Ascomycota; Sordariomycetes; Glomerellales; Glomerellaceae
Exons: 1
Coding region: 56-442 (128 amino acids)
Source: RefSeq, a predicted model, not a curated record
AACGAAGCCAAGCAAUGUCGUUGAAGAGCAGAGGCUCAAAAAAAUUCUUGGGGUGAUGCGAGGCGGCGGUCCCUGGGCUGCCAAGCUUUCAAGUGCGCGGGUAGAUCUCUUGGGAGUCUUGGCACGCCUUAGCGAGGUGCUUGGAGGGCUGAAGUGGCAGCAGAAUGCGAAAGGGGGUCGGGCUGGUCGGGGUACGUCAGACCUCCCAGCGAGGGAAGGGCGCUGCACUGCACUGCUGCAGAAGUCGACCUACCCGUUACCCGCAAGCCCCGACCUAGACAUUUCUUUGCCAGCUGGUUGCACCUUUUGCUGGGCACUGCGCCAUGCUGUCAGCACCUCAUCCUCUCCGCCGCCAUUUGGGUACCUCACCUUAGCUUGGCAUCACCGCUCUUCCGGAAAAUUUUGGAUAUCCGUGGCAGAACCAUCCGAGGUUGGGGAUUAGGUACGAAUACUCCGUAAUAGCACUCAUCCAGGGCCUCCAACUUCGUCAUUGAUGUCAACGGCCGUGCGGUGAAGGUAGGCACAGGCGAAAUGAUGAUGAACUUCCCGAGUCCCGUCUUCUUCCCGUCGGUUCCGCGACGCAAGCUCUCCCCUCACACCCCUUCUGGGCAUGCACCCUUGACGUGGUUCACGAGCCCAUUCCUGUCAUGGUUUCAGACUUUGCAGG